AUGUUACUAACGAUGGGUGAACGGAAAGUCGAAAGGGGGUCAUCAGCUGCUAGUGAUGAUAAGCAGCAAAGGUGGAGAAAGGCUAUGAUAUCAGGUGAAACAAUGGCUUCAUCAAUGUUGAUCAAUAGAGUUCCAUCAUCCGUUGUCUUACCACUUCAUGGGAAUGUCUAUCCUACUGGGUUCUAUAAUGUGACCCUCAACAUUGGGCAACCACCAAAGCCCUACUUUCUUGAUGUAGAUACUGGAAGUGACCUUACAUGGCUCCAAUGUGAUGCUCCCUGUGUCCAAUGCACAGAGGCACCUCAUCCAUAUUAUCGACCCAGUAAAAAUCUAGUGGCUUGUGAGGACCCCAUUUGUCAAUCGUUGCACUCCAAUGGUGACCACAGAUGUGAAAACCCAGGGCAGUGUGACUAUGAGGUUGAGUAUGCUGAUGGUGGAUCAUCCCUCGGUGUCCUUGUCAGGGAUGCCUUUAAUCUCAACUUUACAAGUGAAAUUCGCCAGAGUCCUGUUCUGGCCCUUGGAUGUGGAUAUGAUCAGCUUCCAGGCGGAUCUUAUCAUCCCAUCGAUGGAGUACUUGGCCUUGGCAGGGGAAAGUCUACCAUUGUAUCGCAGCUUAGUAGUCAGGGUUUGGUGAGAAAUGUGGUUGGUCACUGUUUAAGUGGGCGUGGUGGAGGAUUCCUCUUCUUCGGCAAUGAUCUUUAUGAUUCAUCUCGUGUAGCUUGGACACCGAUGUCACCCAAUGCGAAACACUAUUCACCUGGAUUUGCUGAACUCACUUUUGAUGGGAAAGCUACUGGUUUGAAAAACCUGUUCAUAGCUUUUGACAGUGGGGCCUCUUACACUUACCUUAACUCUCAGGCGUAUCAAAGUCUAAUCUAUCUGAUGAAGAGAGAAUUAUCAUCGAAGCCUUUGAGAGAAGCACUGGAUGAUAGGACACUCCCACUUUGCUGGAAAGGACGGAAACCUUUCAAAAGCGUACGUGAUGUCAAGAAAUACUUCAAGACCUUUGCAUUGAGCUUCAUGAAUGACGGAAAAUCUAAAACUCAGCUUGAAUUCCCACCAGAAGCAUGCCUUACAAUAUCAUCUAUGGGAAAUGCUUGCUUGGGAAUCCUAAAUGGUACAGAAGUAGGGCUGAAUGAUCUAAAUGUCAUUGGAGACAUAUCAAUGCAAGACAGAGUGGUGAUUUAUGACAACGAGAAGCAACUGAUUGGAUGGGCCCCUGGAAAUUGCAACAGGAUUCCUAAAUCGAAAAGCUUCAUCAUUUGA
Molecule: messenger RNA, 1266 nt
Organism: Dovyalis caffra
Lineage: Eukaryota; Viridiplantae; Streptophyta; Magnoliopsida; Malpighiales; Salicaceae
Source: the annotation of a GenBank genome assembly